Messenger RNA from Rodentolepis nana, 1326 nucleotides. The record is from the annotation of a GenBank genome assembly. NCBI's taxonomy places the organism in Eukaryota, Metazoa, Platyhelminthes, Cestoda, Cyclophyllidea, Hymenolepididae.
AUGUCUAACCGACCUGGCGAUAUGGGAAUGGAUGUACAAAUCAACCGUAGGUUGAAUAGCAGAUACGAUCCAGACACCGAGAAGGAGGUUGUCCAGUGGAUCAAUGAGGUGACAGGUGAGAGUGUACCUCUCGGUCGUGAGAACUUCGCCGCUGCUCUCAAGAAUGGUCAAAUCCUUGUCAAGUUGGUGAACAAGGUAUACGAAGGUACGGAUCCUCUCCCACGAACUGUGAAGAAGAAGCAUCCUUUCAGAGCCAACACUAUGUCUGCUCCUUUCAAACAGAUGGAAAAUAUUCAAAUCUUCUUGACAGCUAGCGAAGCCUAUGGCGUACCACGCACAAGUCUUUUCCAAACGGUGGACUUAUAUGAAAUGCGAAAUAUGGCUCAAGUCUUGAGCUGUCUUCUUCAACUCGGUACUGAAUGCCAACGGAACAACUUCAAAGGCCCAACUUGCGGACCUAAACCAACCUACGAAAACAAACGUGAAUUUACCGAAGAUCAACUCAAUGCCUCUAAGACUGUGAUUGGUCUACAGGCCGGUUCAAACAAGGGCGCUAGCCAAAAGGGUAUGAGUAUGGGUGCUGUGCGGCAUAUUGCUGAUAUCAAAGCCGAUGACAUGCUGAGAGAAGGCCAGGGUAUUAUCGGUCUCCAGGCGGGUUCGAACAAAGGAGCCAGUCAAAGCGGAAUGGCCAUGGGUGCCAUUCGUCAUAUAGCUGACCAGAAAAUUGGUGAAAUGUCAGACGCUGCAAAGACCUCUCUUAACCUUCAAAUGGGUACCAACAAGGGCGCUAGUCAAUCUGGAAUGGCUAUGGGAGCAAUCCGUCACAUUGCUGACCAGAAGGUCGGUGAAAUGUCGGAUGCUGGAAAGAGCACUAUUGGAUUGCAAGCCGGUUCAAACAAAGGUGCAAACCAAAGUGGGCUUUCGAUGGGAGCUGUUCGUCACGUUGCAGAUAUCAAGGUAGACAAGAUGUCUAAGGAAGGCGAAUCUGUCAUUGGUUUGCAAGCGGGAUCGAACAAGGGUGCUAGCCAGAGUGGUAUGGCGAUGGGAGCUCUGCGCCACAUUGCUGAUAUCAAAGUAGAUGAGAUGAGCAAGGAAGGGCAAAGUGUGAUUGGCUUACAGGCUGGAACUAAUCAGUACGCCAACCAAUCAGGAAUGAGCAUGGGUGGAGUCCGUCACAUUGCUGAUAUCAAGGUCGGUGACAUGUCAAAGGAGGGUGAAGGUAUUAUUGGUCUGCAAUCGGGCUCAAAUCAAGGAGCAACCCAAGCUGGCAUGAACUUUGGAGCCCAGCGACACAUUACCGAUGUCCAAGUAGGAGAGCGCAAGUAA